AGUUUCUAUAAAUAAAUCAAAUUAAAAAUGUUUCUUAUUUUAAGUUUUUUGACCGUUCGCGUGUCAUGUUACGACUACCGGCGUCUAUGGAGAAAUCACCGCAAAAUUUAUAGAGAGAGUAAAACGAAAGAGAAGAAAAAAAGGAAAACGAAAAAAAAACGUUUCUUUUUCCAGAGAGGUCUUAAGAGAGAGGAGAGAGAAAAGGCAUCGCUUUGUAUAUAAGCUAAAGAAAAGCCAAAAAACAAUCUAGAGGUUGGGAGAAGAAGAAGAAGAAAAGAGAAGAAGCUCUUGUUAUCCCGGCGUUCUUAAAACAACGACGGCGACGGUGACGGCUAAGCGGAAGAGCUUUUGUUGCCAAUGACGGACUCUUACGGCGCCGUCUCCGUCGACGUUGGAACAAUCUAUCUUGGUGGCAAGGAGCAUCGUGUUAAAACUGCUAGUGGUGUUGUGUCUGUCAUUGUCUAUGGAGACAGAGAAAAGCCAGCAUUGAUUACUUAUCCUGAUUUAGCCCUAAACCAUAUGUCAUGCUUCCAAGGGUUAUUCUUCUGUCCUGAAGCAGCUUCAUUGCUGCUUCAUAACUUCUGCAUUUACCAUAUCAGUCCACCUGGGCAUGAGUUAGGAGCUGCUCCAAUUUGUCCUAAUGAUUCAGUCCCUUCUGCUGAAAACUUGGCAGAUCAGAUCCUUGAAGUUCUCAACUUUUUCGGCCUUGGUGUUGUGAUGUGUAUGGGAGUGACUGCAGGUGCUUAUAUCCUCACCUUAUUCGCGAUGAAACAUAGAGAACGGGUUCUUGGUUUGAUUCUUGUCUCACCGUUAUGCAAGGCGCCGUCUUGGUCUGAAUGGUUUUACAACAAGGUUAUCACAAACUUGUUAUAUUAUUACGGAAUGUGUGGAGUGGUAAAGGAAUUUUUGCUUCAGAGAUAUUUUAGUAAGGAAGUCCGUGGUAACGUUGAGAUUCCAGAGUCAGAUAUAGCACAAGCUUGCAGAAGACUGCUUGAUGAAAGACAAGGCAUAAACGUUUUGCGAUUUCUUGACGCCAUUGACCGGAGACCUGACAUCUCAAGUGGAUUGAAGAAACUAAAAUGCAGGACACUUAUCUUCAUCGGAGAUCAAUCUCCUUUCUACUCAGAAGCUGUUCACAUGGCAGCAACUUUGGAUAGAGGAUACUGUGCUUUGGUUGAGGUUCAGGCUUGUGGUUCAAUGGUAACAGAGGAGCAACCACAUGCAAUGUUGAUCCCAAUGGAAUAUUUCUUGAUGGGUUACGGAUUAUACAGACCAUCUCUUUUCUCCGAGAGCCCUAGAAGUCCACUUAGCCCUUCUUGUAUUUCACCUGAGCUUCUCUCUCCUGAAAGCAUGGGAUUAAAGCUUAAGCCUAUCAAAACCAGAAUUUCGGCGGCUUAAGUGUGUGUGCACUACUGAUUCAUUGGUUCUAAUUUUGCUGAGGAGAAGAAAUCUUAGGGCUUUUGUAGAUAUAGAACAAUACUAGGGAGAUUUGAGAAGAAGAAGACGAAGAAGAAAAAUUCAAGCCACCAUCAUAUAACACAUUCUUUUGUAGUCAGCCGACACGACAGUUCUCUUGUUAAGAUGCCACAAAAUGUUGUUUAUUAUUUCAUUUUUUUAUACAUAUGUAAAAUGUUCUGUUCUUGUGACAUUGUAACAAUUGUUUUGUGACGAACUCUGCAGAAGCAAGUAAUAAAAUUCAUUUUGCAUU
This is a messenger RNA of Arabidopsis thaliana (thale cress), 1708 nucleotides long. It is a transcript of the gene NDL1, whose product is annotated as N-MYC downregulated-like 1. Gene Ontology annotation, cellular component: cytoplasm. The transcript has 10 exons. Gene Ontology annotation, biological process: regulation of auxin polar transport; response to jasmonic acid. Lineage: Eukaryota; Viridiplantae; Streptophyta; Magnoliopsida; Brassicales; Brassicaceae. Bases 358 to 1398 code for a protein of 346 amino acids. The record is from RefSeq and is marked reviewed.